AAAGCAGGGCUUUGACAGUCGCCUGCAGGCUGGGCCUCUCCCCUCUCCCUCAGGGUGCUUCGCUUGUGAGCCUGAUUUAACGGAAACGGUGGCCUGAGAAGUUCCUUGUGACACUCUAAUCCGAGCUUGCUGACCUGACCACACCUCCAAAGGAGGCAGCCUCCAGAGCGCCAGAACAAUUCUGGCAGGCAGCGUGUAGCCCCAAGAAACUGCUGUCAGUGUCACUGCAAUCCUGACUUCCUUGGCUGCUGGGGGCAGGCCACCUGGAGAGGCCAGGGCAGAGCAAACAGGUUCUUUCUUUCCUGUCAGUGUCUUCAAGAGACAAUAUGUCAGAGGGGGUGGGCACAUUCCGGAUGGUCCCCGAAGAGGAGCAGGAGCUCCGGGCACAGCUGGAGCAGCUCACAACCAAGGACCAUGGUCCUGUCUUUGGCCCCUGCAGCCAGCUGCCCCGCCACACUUUGCAAAAGGCCAAGGAUGAGCUGAAUGAAAAGGAGGAGACCCGGGACGAGGUGGUGAGGGAGCUACAGGAGCUGAUACAGGCACAGGCUGCUUCUGGGGAGGAGCUGGCCCUGGCGGUGGCUGAGAGGGUACAGGCCAGGGACAAUGCCUUCCUCUUGCGCUUCAUCCGUGCCCGUAAGUUCGACGUGGGCCGUGCUUAUGAGCUGCUUAAAGGCUAUGUGAACUUCCGGCUCCAGUACCCCGAGCUCUUCGAUAGCCUAUCCAUGGAGGCCAUCCGCUGCACCAUCGAGGCAGGUUACCCCGGCGUCCUUUCCAGCCGCGACAAGUAUGGCCGAGUGGUUAUGGUCUUCAACAUUGAGAACUGGCACUGUGAAGAAGUCACCUUUGAUGAGAUCUUGCAGGCAUAUUGUUUCAUUUUGGAGAAACUGCUGGAGAACGAGGAAACCCAAAUCAAUGGCUUCUGCAUUGUUGAGAAUUUUAAGGGCUUUACCAUGCAGCAGGCAGCUGGGCUCCGCCCGUCGGAUCUCAAGAAGAUGGUGGACAUGCUCCAGGAUUCAUUCCCAGCCAGGUUCAAAGCUAUCCACUUCAUCCACCAGCCGUGGUACUUCACCACCACCUACAAUGUGGUCAAGCCCUUCCUGAAGAACAAGUUGCUACAGAGGGUCUUUGUUCAUGGCGAUGACCUCGAAGGCUUCUUCCAGGAGAUUGAUGAGGACAUCUUGCCUGCUGACUUUGGGGGUACACUGCCCAAGUACGAUGGCAAGGUUGUUGCGGAGCAGCUCUUUGGCCCGAGGGUCGAAUUUGAGAACACAGCCUUGUGAGGAGAUGCCCUGUUGUAGGACCUGUCCUAGCACCCUGGCCCUUCCUCGGCAUUCCUGAACCCAAGACUGGGAACAGGAAUGCCUGACGUGACUGCUGUCCCCAGGCCUCCCUAGGCUUAGGAACGCUCUAUUGGCACCUCAUCCCAAACUGACAUAGAGGGUAGUGAGGCAAGGGAAUGCCUUUAAACAGACGACCUGUGGGGCAAUUAUAGUCCCACCUGCCUGUGCAGUUAUAGGGCGGUGGCUUUGAGAGUAGCGAGAUUUCAAAGACUAAUUAGGCUCCUCCAUGACUUCCUUUGUAAUCGCUUUGAUACUUAGGAUGUGUAAGGCUGAGAUAAAAGCCCACUCACAAUUCAGUACAAAGAAGAAAGAGGGGGACAGGGAGCCCAAAUGGUUUGAUGAACACAGAUGCUGUAAGCAGAUAAGGGGUUUCCCACCCAGGAUUCCAGGGAGGGAGCAGCAGCCUUGGAACAGUUGCAUCUGGAGAUGAUCUGCUGAUGAGUGCACUAGUAGCUCGGAGCUCUGGGCUCUUUCCAGGGUGGAGGUCAUGUCCCUCCCUCUCCAUCUUAGGUCUGAUCCUUGGGGGUGCUCCCACUAGAUGGUCCUUGCCUUGUUGGAUGGUUUUACUUAACUGUAUAUUUGAUAUCUUCUCAGAGCUCUCUCGGUCCUCAUUAGACAAAUAAAACCUU
Meriones unguiculatus (Mongolian gerbil) is the source of this 1969-nucleotide messenger RNA. It is a transcript of the gene Rlbp1, whose product is annotated as retinaldehyde binding protein 1. The record is from RefSeq and is a predicted model, not a curated record. The coding region runs from base 327 to 1280 and encodes 317 amino acids. Gene Ontology annotation, molecular function: phosphatidylinositol bisphosphate binding. Lineage: Eukaryota; Metazoa; Chordata; Mammalia; Rodentia; Muridae. Gene Ontology annotation, cellular component: membrane. The transcript has 8 exons.